AUCAAUCAAUUAUAUAGACUGCUUACUAGAUGGAUUCAUUCGUCUCACAUAAUUUCACAUAAAUUGAUGGGAUUUUUUCGUUUUACGGCGAAACUUUUUAAUUGAAAGUAAAAAUCACUUGUUAAUUUGUCUGACGUUACAUAUUUUUAUUCUGUAGUGAAGUGGUUAAAAAAUGUGAUAUAAAAGUUCGAAAAAUAAGAGAAAAUAUUUACGCCAAGAAAAAUAUAAUAUUUAUUACAAAACGUAACAAAUGCUAAUCAGAAUAAAAAGCAAAUAAUAAAAUAUGGAAAAUUUUAAUCCAACUGUGAAUGAGUGUGUGAGCGUGUGAAGUAACAAGAAUGAAAAAAAUUAAAAAAGUUUCAAUUAAUUAUUAAUAUUUUCUUAAAAAUAACAAUAAAAAAUUAAUUUUAUCUAUUAUUGUUGAAUAGUUAUUAUUAAAAGACUCAUCAAAAUCGCAAAUAGAAUAAAAUUUAAAGGCGGCCUGCUCUGAAUUGAAGAACUAUGGCCAUGCAAGUUGGUCAUAAUAUUAAAAAUAUUUUUGACGUCAAUACUCAACUUAUUCCGGCACAACGUUUACAAGACUUGUACGAAGAUCACUAUUGCAAAUAUUACGGUGAACGAUAAUAUUUCCGACAGUCUAUUCGAUAGUGGAUAGUUGUGGAUAGUAUGGUGAAUAUAUUUAUAUUUUAAUAGUGUAAAUUCAUAACGUAUGUCUUCGAAAAGGUCAUAUACAUAUAUAACAUAUCUGGAGAUUAAACUUUAAGAAUGGUCUAAUAAAGUUGUGUUUACACCUCUAAGUAACCAGAGUAUUUUAAUAAGCAAAAAACCUAAUACACGUCCAUAACAUUCCAUCUAAUCUACAACGAAUACUAUUUGACUGCACUUAAUGGUACCGCUUCAAUUCAUCUAUUAUAAAAAUGGCAUCAUCUACGUUAAAGCAAAACUAUAAAGUUCCAUCUACUAGCAAAGUUUCAGUAGAUAAACUUCUACGAGUGGGAUGCUACGAUUUAGAGAAAACUAUUGGCAAAGGUAACUUUGCAGUUGUCAAAUUAGCAUCAAAUAUCAUAACCAAAACUAAGGUAGCUAUAAAAAUAAUCGAUAAAACAUGUCUUAACGAGGAAUAUCUUGCCAAGACGUACCGCGAAAUUUCAAUUUUAAAAAAACUUCGACAUAGACAUAUAACACGUUUGUAUGAAGUGAUGCAAUCUGAAACAAUGAUCUACUUAGUUACUGAAUAUGCUCCUAAUGGCGAAAUAUUUGAUCAUUUGGUAGAAAACGGGCGAAUGAAGGAACCAGAAGCCGCAAGAGUCUUCACACAAUUGGUAUCUGCUGUGGAUUAUUGCCAUUCAAAGGGGGUGGUGCAUCGGGAUUUAAAGGCCGAAAAUGUACUCUUGGAUAAAGAUAUGAACAUAAAGCUAGCAGAUUUUGGAUUUAGUAAUCGUUAUGAAGAAGGAAAUUUUUUAAGAACAUGGUGCGGCUCGCCACCUUAUGCAGCUCCUGAAGUAUUUCAAGGUUUAGAAUAUGAUGGCCCCAGAGCUGACAUAUGGAGUUUGGGUGUUGUUCUAUAUGCUUUGGUAUGUGGCGCAUUGCCAUUUGAUGGUAAAACUUUAUUGGAACUUAAAAGUCGGGUCGUAACAGGAAAAUUUCGGAUUCCCUAUUUUAUGUCUCAAGAUUGCGAGCAUCUUAUUCGUAAUAUGUUAGUCGUUGAACCAGAUCGACGUUUUACCUUAAAACAAAUAAUUAAACAUAGAUGGUUAAGUGAAUGGAUUGCUGAAGUUGAAAGAGAAUGUCAUCAAGUGAGGCAGCCAUAUAAUUCGAACUCUAAUAAUUUGCUUCAAAGUAGUACUACGAUCAACUGCACCGAAGAACUAUCAACGAAUCUUUCAACUCAAACAACAACAAACUCCACAUCAGUACCUAAUUUGGAUUCCGUUGUUAUGUCUCAUAUGUUGCAGUUAUCUGGUUUAACUGCAGACAAAAUUGCCCAAUCCGUACACGAACAUCGUUUUGAUAAUAUUUACGCAAUUUAUUAUCUACUCUACGACAAGUUACAACAAAAACGUAUAGAACAUCAAAAAAUCAAUCAACAUGCUAGUAGAGCUAGAUCUCGUACCAGCAUAACCACUGGCGUGGUAGACCGUUCAGAAAUCUUACAUCAAGAUGCAAUAGAUCGAUUGAGCCCUUUAAACAAUACUGGUGUCAAUCAAACGGGUAUGGAAUGUAUGUGGUCUGAUGUUUCUGUAAAUUUAGAAAAGUAUGGUGAUAUUGACCUUGAUUGUAUCCAGAGACAGAGCGAGAAUUUUAAUCAAAACCAAUUAUGCACCAACGUAACAUCAGUCUCUCAUGUGAGUGGAAACACCAGACGUCAUACUGUUGGACCCGGAGAUGUUGCUCAUGAACAAGCACUUCAAGACCCUAACGUUGUACCGUUAGACUUCAAAAAUGAACCUCGAAAUAAUCAACAACAAGCUGGGAACCAUCCUCCUAUAAAUUUACCCAUGUUACAAAAUCAACCCCUACAUUACUUAACCAUCAAAGACCAACACUUAUUAAAACCACCCCUCGUUAUGGGUGCAACUGGAUCAUUUAAUCGUCGAGCUUCAGAUGGAGGAGCCAAUUUACCGUAUUGCUUUACAACUGGACAACAACUAAACCAAACACAUCAGGAUCACAAUAUUCCUCCUGAUACCUUUUACAUAGAUCCUUGUGUCAAUGAAUUGACAGGUUCAAAUGCAAAUGAGCAAUUUUCUUCAGAUGUAACAACUAUUAAAACUUCAAAUUCUAUUCAUGAUGAGGGUUCUGACGAAAUACAAAGAUAUAUGAAGAAACGUGGUUGCACUAAACGCCACACCGUUGGUUGUACAGAAGAUCUUUCCGUGUCCCGCCACCCAGGUGAACAGCAGAACUUGCCUCACGUAUCGGUAAAUUUAAAACCUCAGACGCCAACAGGAGUUAUUUCUCAAAAUACUGGGUGUGUAGGUGGUGGAAUGCGUACGAGGCGUACAGGUUUACUUACUGUAACAGAAAGACCUCCCGUUAUAAGUCCUGAACUUAUACGUGAAGUUGAAUCACGUAUGAAUCGAAAUUAUUUGCCGCCAGCGCUAAAAUUACAGAGUAAUACAUCUGUUAGUUUAAGUCAGUCACCCCCAAAGUCCUCUGGUGGUCAUUCUUAUGUAGGCGGUACUUAUUAUAAUUCUUCAUCAAUUAGUUCUCCGUACCCUACAGUGGGGUCUUCUCCAAUGUGUAAUCCGCCAUCUUUAUCAUUAGCUUCGGCAUCUUCUGCCCCUUCUGCAGUUAAUUACCCUAGUAGACGAAUUUAUGGCAAAGCUUGCAAAUUGCCACCUGUUCAAGAAGUUGGUCGAUAUAGCCCCGUGAGAAGAGCAUCUGAAGGAUCUAAGACUCAAUUUCAAGGACCAUUGCAAGAAUGCCAAUAUCUGCAAAAGGGUAUUGCACAACGAAAUUUUCUGGUAGCGCCCAGCCCACCGCUUUUAGAGAACUCAAUAAGUUUACCUGGAUCUCCUAUACAUGGUAAACCAUCAAGUACACAUAAUAUUUUUCGCCGCAACGGUGGUGGUAAUUUAUCGUCUGUUAAUGACAUAGAAAUUCCAGAAGAUGCGUUAAAAUCUAUAAUGCCUUUGUUAGACCAGUUAAUAAAAGAGCAGCGUAUAACCGUGGAAUUAGUAAAUAAAAUUUUGUUAACCAGACAAAUACCAAUGGAUUUAGCUGGACACUUUGGUUUAUUGGCUCAUAGUUCGGCGGCUAGUAGUGGUAACCAUAUAGAGAAUGUAGGAUCUUAUUUGCAACAACAAAUGUUUAGUCUUAGUGUUUCUCCCUUAUCCCUGCCAAAUUCUGCAAAUUCUAGUCACUUACAAAUGAGUGGAGUAGAUCAAGCUAGCGGUGUUAAUACGGCCAGUAGUGGUCCCUUAGUUCAGCAACAAAUUUCUCAAAAUCGAAAAAUUUCUGAAGGAGACGCCAUGGAAGGUUUACAUUCCAAACAAUUACUUGAUGUAGCUUACGCUCAACAAAGUAGUGGUGGAUUAAUCAGCACACAUCCCGUUAUCGGUUCCGGUUGUCAGUCACCUGUUUAUAGUAGUUUCAGUGGAACGACAUCUCCGAAUCCCUAUGUGCCAAAUACGUCUUUGUUUUGUGGUAGCAGUCAAGGAGCCGGCGGUUCAUCCCCCUUGCAUCAAAUCACUAAAGGUAUAUCAUAUCUCACUACUGGCGGUGGUGGGUCUAUAACACGAGGUACAUCAGCAGCUAGUGAAAUUACAAAUCAACCUUUAGAUUUAUCUAUGGAUGUUUGUAAUUCUGAAGAUUCGGAAACACCACAGGGUUCAUUAACACCACAGAACUGGUUUGUACCGUCUUCGCCUUACUACGAUUUAAAACCACUAAAUUUAUCACCUAUGCAACCUGUUAGAGUUGUUUCCACACCACCAUCUUCUCCUAAUUUGUGUAUAAUACAGGAAGAAAACGCUAACGGACAAAUGUGUCAUACAAUCUCUACUGGCACCCCUUAUGUCGGCUGUACUGGAGGUGUUACUCCAACUCCAUGUCCGGAAGUCAUAACUUUAGGAGACGAUAACAUAUCUCCUGGCCAACAACUGUCACAUCCACAAAUAUGUUUAACAGAUGUGCAAGGAAGUGAAAUCACUCUUGUAGCACUAUCAUCAGAAAACAGUAGGGACAGUGAUUGCGACUCAUUGGACCAAAACAACAUGUCCCUAAUGUCAUUGCAAGGUUUAAUAAUUACGGAACCUUCUAGCGAUAUGCCCUCUAUAACAAGAGGUAUUGGACGUAAGACUAGCUUGGAGACAGAUGUUAAUUCAAGUGUAUCGCAACCAUCAAUAAGCUCCAAUCAACCAAAUGAUAGAAGAGGAAGCGAUAAAUCUUUAGGGUUUUCAGAUGACUCAUUAAGCAAUGAUUCUAACAAUCUCUCACCAUGUCAAGAACCAUCGGCCUCAUCAGGCUUUAAGUCCGAUUCGCAUUCAGAAAUAGGUGAUCACACAGAGGGACAUUUGACUCCUGAUUCCAUGUGUGACUCACGCCGUAUGUCAGAAGAAAUGUGCUACGAAGUUCCAUUACCACACGAAUGUUCAAAUUUGGAUACAACACGAAUAUUACAAAUGGUGAAACAAACUAUUGACUCAACAAUGCCACCAAAAGGGUUCACCCUUCAUAAUGCAGAUGAUUGCACGACAUCAUCAUCUGCUACUAAUACAGGUAAUUGGCCAGAAACUAAAUUGAGCAGUGCAUCUACAGGUACAACUGAUUCUUCACUAUAUUCCGUGGAUAUGUCUACGUCUUCAACUGCUACAAAUUUAAGUUUGGAAUACUCUGGAGGUUUGCAAAUUGAAGUUCAAGUUUGUGAAGGUCGUAAUAGAGACAAUCAGACUACCAGUAAAGGUAUUAAACUGCGGCGUAUAUCUGGAGAUCAAUUUGAAUAUGGAAAGUUAUGUCAGCAGUUAAUAAGUCAACUCACUAUGCAACAAGUAGCGGUUUAAAAAUAAAAAUAAUCCAUUUACACCGCUUCAAAAUACCGACAAUUACCUUUGCACUGAAUCUAAAUAUCCUGGCUCAAAUUUAAUUCAAUUAAAUACGUCAUAAAAUUAAAAGACUAUAGUUUAUUUAAUUAUUAUUCCAAUUUAUAUUAAUAAAAACUUUAUAUUUAGUGCAAUCAACUUAUCCCUCUGUACAAAUGCAAAUCUAUCAAUUACAUGGCUAUCAACGAGAAGUUGCAAAUGAAAAACUUGAUAAGUUUCAUGUAGAGAGUUAUUCACUAAUAUAUAAUUUGAAAUAUGGAUAAAAAGUUGUAUCAAAUGCCUGCAUACAUACAUAUGUUCAUUAGCGUGCUCCCUUCCGUGUAGAGACAAAAAACCUAGACUAUUGACGGCGUUUCGACAAUAAACACAUUACAUUUAACUUGUAUAUGCAGCAGGACAACGUUUUAAUGAUUUUCCUUCUGAAUAUUCUUACUUGAAAAAUUGUAUGUACAUAUGUAUAAUGUCAAACAUUUUGUUAUUAAAGGUUGGAAACGAAAAAAAAUUACAUUUUCAAAUUAAGAUAUUUUACGAUGUUAUUCCGAUUGCGGGAAAUCCCAAGAAUAUAAAUAUAUUUUUUAUUUUUGUUCAAAGUUAUCAGCCGUUAGAUUUUUACUUCGACUGAUAGUUUUGAACAAAAAUAAAAAUUAUACAUAUGUUUUUAUAUUCGGUAAAAAAGCAGAGUGUCAGAGUACAAAUACAACCUUAGGGCUGCGGAAAAUCUAAUUUUGACAACUUAAAUCGUAGAAGAAAUCCACAACAAAUUCAAAUUUAUUUUAAUUUGUUUACGAAUUUCCUCUCUUUCACAUUUAGAGUUGCCAUGCCAUUCAUACUUUAUAUGAACAAAAAUCAUGUGUUAAAUAAAUAAUCUAUGAAAUACAAAAACAAAAAACAAAUAAAAUGGCUACAAAUCUGCAUCCGUAGGUUUGUAUUUUUACUCUCAAUCUCGAAUACUAUUUUUAUACAACUAUUAAUUUAUAUUGCUUUCUCUUAAUUACUUACUGCCUUAUGCAAAAAUAAUUAUUAACUUAACAAUGCUUAUUAAAACCUGUUUUUAUAUGGAAAAAGUGUGUAGUAAACCAUUGUUAACGUUAAUAAUCGUUUUUGCAUAAGGCAUUAACUCAUUAUCUGUUAAUUAGCUUAUAAUUUUAAUAAAAACAUAGAAUCCCAGCAAAAACAUACAUUGGGUUAAAAUCAAGGUUGGCAACCGAUACCAUUUUUAGUACCGAUACCUAUUAAAUACCGUUUAAAAUUGGUAUUGAUACCGAUAACAAAACAAGUUUAUCAUUAUGAUAACGGUAUUAAUACCAGUAUUAAACCAGUAAGUAAUUGGAUAGUUAUAUGUUUUCAAAAUUGCAAUCAUGUCUGUGGUAUUGUGAUGACGACCACUUAUUACAAAGCAAUGUAUUAAAAACCAACGGGUCAUUACGAAAACAUGAACAAUUUUCAGCGGUAUAUGUCUAAUGUUUCUUUUUGAAUUAAUAAAAAAAAAUAUCGUAGAACCACAAAAGUAUAAUAUAUAUUCUGGGUGUGUUUUAAGAUGAUCUGUAACACAUUAUAGGGCCCAAACGGAUGUUCUUUACUUGUUAUUGAAAAUAGGCAAUAUCAGUCCACAAUUCAAGGGUCUUCCUAAAUACCGUGUAUACGCACAUAAAUAUGAAAUUAUGCAAUAAUCAUAAUAUAUUUUUGCACAAGUUUCUUUUAAGUAUCCAUAAGUCAUACAAUGCCAUAAAUGUGACCUUAUAAAAUAUCUUUAAUAUUCAUAUUGAACUUAUAAUUAUUAAUAUCGAGAUAAAAUUUGACAUAAUCUCCAAUGAAGGGACUAUUCGAAAAUUCAGAAUGUGCGCUCAUAAAUUCACUAACAGUGAUAAAUUUCGAUAUUAAUAAGCAGAAUAAUAAUUUUAACGAUUUUCUAAAUUCUAUGAUAAUAGUUCUAUUCUAUAAUAAAUACCGAUUAAAAUGGUAAAAUUUAUUUACACAUUAACAUUUAAGUCAUUUUAAUACGGCGAUAAUAUUGGAGCAAGUACUUACCCCACUCACUCACAAGUAGAGAGCUAUGUCAAUACUUAAUACGAUCGCCUGCAAAUAAGGAGUUACUCGUUCUACAAAACGAAAAAAAAUCUUUUUUAAAAAAACAACGUUCGAAAACAAAAUGUCAAGGCUAAAAAGUACAUACGAAUAUAUUAAUGCAGGCGGUAUAUAGUAGUCAUUGAAAAGUAAGUUCUUGCGUAAUUACGAGUCAUUAAUAUGUUUUGCUGGGAUCUUCAAAAAAUUUCAAACAAUAAAAAAUUUAUCUUAUUCUUAAUGUUUGAAGUAACAAAUUUUGUAAAUUUAUAUUCUCCUUAAAAUAUUAACAUUGCGCAAAAUUUUCAAUUGCUUUACAAUUUUAACGUUUAUUAGCUGACUGAUAAACAUUGGACCAAAAACAAAAAUGGAUUGGUAUUCUCAAGAGUUCACAGAAUCCAAAACCUAUUAGCUUUUUUGAAUAUUGUUUAUACGGACUUAAUAUCUAAAAUUAAAAAUGUAAAAUUUGUUUCGUUUCCAUCCUUUAAUCCUAUAUGCAAAAUAGUAUAUAUUACACAAAAAAGUUACUACUCGAAUAGAUCUAUAACUUAUAAUUACGUAAAAUUGUACCGAAAUUUGUGAGAAAACAAGUAAGAGUUCUAUAUCGUCAUAUGAAAUCCAAAAAGCCCCAAGUUACAAAAAAAUCAAAAUCGACUUUUUGAUUGAUUAUGAUGCAUCGUAUCAAAAUACAUGUUCCUACUGAAUUUUACACUCCUACAAUUAAAAUCAACGUCCCUAUCAAAGAAAUUUUAAAAGGUUAUGUUCUAAAAUUACCUUGAAAUUCAUGAAAAUUUUAAAAUUCUUUUGAAUUUUUAACUUCGAAACUGUGAAAUGUUAUAAGUUGGCAUCAAAUGAAACAAAAAUGGCACUUUAAGCGAAUCCUUGUAAUUUAGAGAUUAUUUUAUCAGUUUUAGAUUUUUUUCAAAGAAAAAUUCCAAUUUCCUAAAAUCUUUAUGAAAACAAAGAAGCCUUAUGACUUCCAUGUUUCGGCCUAUUUGACCAACAAAACCGAUUUGAAUUUACUAUUUUUUAAUGUAACUUAGGCUCUUUUGGGUUUCAGAAAAAACAAAUUCUCAAGGGCGUAAGUUUCAUAUAUCCGUAAGUAAACCAAAAACCGCAAAUGUUUCUUCAAAUAAUAAUUUUUAGUUUAUUUAUCAUUUUAGACGGUUUUUUGCUUCUCCUGAAAAAUUUGUUCAAUGUGACUUAGGGCUUUUUGGAUACCAUAUGACGAUAUUCGCCUUUGCCGAAUCUUAUAUACCCUUCAACAUAGUGAGUUUAAAAAAGUUUAAUUUUAUUAAAUUAAAUAUUUCCCGGCUAUUACCAAUAACUUAGAAAUAGCAAAACAAAAACAAAAAUAUAUUGUGGGAAUUAUAAACUUAUAUAUUCCCUUCUCACGAGGUGAAGGGUACAAAAAUUAAAUAUUUUCCAAAGUUUUUUUUAAUUUACUUACUACAUUUAACUAUUUCACAGAUUUUAAAGUUUAAAUGUAAUAACCAACUGCGUAUAUUUUUGCAUUUUUAGAGCAUAUUUUACGUAUUUAUAGCAUAUUUUGGAAUUUCACGUAUUAUUUUUUUAUUUUCGUUAUUUUUCAUAAAUUUUUUCAAAUUUAAUAAUUUUUAAAUUUGUUGUGUGAUUCAAAUAAUUUUUAACCUGAACACAAUACUUUUUUACAUUGACGAGGUCAAAAAGGUCUGAAAAUUAUGUUAUAAAAAACAACAUUUCGUGUCUUUAUGUUUAAACUAAAUUUUGAAAUAGUUUAAAUGUUAAUUUACCUUCGAAUAACCAUUAAAUAACAGAAAAAAAUAACCUAAAAAU
Molecule: messenger RNA, 9419 nt
Organism: Lucilia sericata (common green bottle fly)
Lineage: Eukaryota; Metazoa; Arthropoda; Insecta; Diptera; Calliphoridae
Gene: Sik3
Exons: 12
Coding region: 918-5504 (1528 amino acids)
Biological process (GO): microtubule cytoskeleton organization; intracellular signal transduction; protein phosphorylation
Cellular component (GO): cytoplasm
Molecular function (GO): tau-protein kinase activity; protein serine/threonine kinase activity; ATP binding
Source: RefSeq, a predicted model, not a curated record